AUGGCUGAGUCUGGAUUCGAGGUCUGGUCUCAGGCACUGAUGGCUGAGAUGGAAAAUGUGUCGUAUGUACCUUUGAAGCAGCCCAUCGUGUUCACAGUGGAAGGCUUCAUCAUAACCAGGCAGCAGGGAUACCCCCUGUUUGUAGCCUGUCUCAUCGUAUACGCCGUGAUGCUGCUGGGAAACAUCACUGUGAUUACGGUGAUCGCCGUGGAUGCCAAACUCCACAAGCCCAUGUACGUGAUGAUGUGCAACUUGGCAGUAUGCGAUCUACUCGGGGGCACGACAGUCAUGGCCCAGCUGAUGCCACACUUCUUAACAGGGAACAACACCAUCGGUUACACAGCGGCCAUUUUCCAGGCCUUCUGUGUGCACACAUACAGCUUGGCCGUCGCCACCAUUCUGACGGCCAUGGCGUACGACCGCUAUGUGGCCAUCUGCCAGCCGCUGCACUACCACUCCAUCAUGACCACUAGGAGGCUGGUUUCACUGUGUUGUCUUGCCUGGUUCAUCGUGUUCUUACUGAUUGGGAUUCUCCUCAUUCUGAAUGUGCAAAUGCCACUGUGUGGGACGUUAGUCAAGCAUGUCUACUGCAGCGAUCAAUCCAUUCUGAGGCUGGCGUGCAUCCCAACCCCCAUCAACAACAUCUACGGUUUGUGUGUAGUUUGGUCCUUAAGUACGAGCUGCUUCUUAGUCAUUGCCUUUUCCUAUGUGAAGAUCAUCCAAACAUGCGUCAUCAAUCAGGAGAAAGACAGUCGAAGCAAGGCCAUACAGACAUGUGCCUCCCAUCUCACCAUUUAUAUCCUCUUCGAGAUCUCCGUGCUCAUCAUUAGCGUGACUUACAGUUUGAAAGACAUCAGCCCCAACACCAGGAAAUUUUGCGCCAUUCUGUUUAUUAUUGUGCCCCCCACGGUAAACCCAAUCAUCUAUGGCAUCGCCAUGAAAGAUAUUCGAACAUACAUUGUUAAGUUCUUCAAAUCCACUGUUUCACCGAAAUAGGGAGACCGGCAAAUACCACUUGCUCCAGCACCUACUGCGACCCUGACCCAGAAUAAAUGGCUAUAGAUAAUGGUUGGAGGGAUGGAUUUUUGUUUUACAAUGGAACAAAUCCUCUGUUUGCUUCUGAUUGCACUUUUCACUGUAAUAAUGUAUACUGGUGCACUGCUCUGUGUGGUACUGAAUGGUAAGGUGUAAAACAAGUCUUCCGUACAGAAGGACAAAAGAUAGACUAAGAUGACCACGGUGAUCUGGGUGUAAGUAUUCCAAGGAUUAAUUUAGUUGGCAACCUAUAGCAUGGGUAAGUAGGAUAAAUCAGGGAAAAAUGAAUUAUUACUAUUAUUAUUAUGAUUAUUUUAUUUAUUUUAUUGUUGCGCUUAUAUUUCAUCAUAAAGAUAACCACAAGAAAGAGCCAGAUGCCUACGAAUAGGCAAUACAUGCGUUAGAGGCCUGCAUGAAGAAAUGGCUUUUAAAAGGUAAAAUACACACACGGGGAAAGCGUUUAUCCGGUGAAUACUUUAGUUGCAAAUAACAGACAACCCGCAUUCAUUCGCACCCCAGUUCUACACUACGCUUGUGUUUGAAGCUCCAUUAUUCUGCAUUGACAAAUGGCCAAAUGAUAAAAUAAUAAUUAAUGAAAUUAACAAAUGACUAAAACAAAUGGCUGAAAAUGUGAUCCGCCUGAUAUGUCUCUUGCUGAAAUUGUUACAAUAUAGCCUAAUGACAACAAAAAAAAAACACUCACCAAAUUGAUGCAGAAUCCCAGAGCUUUUGAAAUGGCUUUGUAACCAUUCCAGACUAAUGUAUUUCAACAACACUUUUCAGCAUCCCUUCUGGAAUAUCAUUUGAUCGCGGCAGUAUGCUUGUAGGAACUUUGUGGUGACUACUUCCCUCUGGUUGUAAGGGUCAAUAUGAGAGAGGUUUAGAAUCAACAGGGCUGCCUUCAUCAAGCCUGGCUGAAUUAAUCGAAUUAUGAUCUAAUAACCAGAUUAAAUCGGUUGAUUGAGUAACAGUUACUUUUUCACGUGGUUGAUAUGGAUGUUUGAUAACUUUCUGCAUUACAUUAAAUAAAUGGAAAAAAAUGUGUUUCAUUUUUA
Molecule: messenger RNA, 2090 nt
Organism: Anguilla anguilla (European eel)
Lineage: Eukaryota; Metazoa; Chordata; Actinopteri; Anguilliformes; Anguillidae
Product: olfactory receptor 52K1-like
Exons: 2
Coding region: 1-996 (331 amino acids)
Biological process (GO): G protein-coupled receptor signaling pathway
Cellular component (GO): membrane
Molecular function (GO): olfactory receptor activity; G protein-coupled receptor activity
Source: RefSeq, a predicted model, not a curated record